This is a messenger RNA of Glycine soja, 2116 nucleotides long. RefSeq names its product 1-aminocyclopropane-1-carboxylate synthase-like. Gene Ontology annotation, molecular function: transaminase activity; pyridoxal phosphate binding. Bases 241 to 1695 code for a protein of 484 amino acids. The record is from RefSeq and is a predicted model, not a curated record. The transcript has 4 exons. NCBI's taxonomy places the organism in Eukaryota, Viridiplantae, Streptophyta, Magnoliopsida, Fabales, Fabaceae. Gene Ontology annotation, biological process: amino acid metabolic process; biosynthetic process.
UCAAGGUGAAUUUGUGCACUACAUGCUAUAAAUAAGCACCCCUCUCGGUGUUGUUGUUCAUUGCUAGACACUAAACAUUUCCUCCGUAAAUUAUUCAUAGCAUAUUUCAAACCACACUCAAAAGGCUUCCCUCCCUGACUUGGAUUUGAUUGAUUUCAUUACAUUGCUACACUAUAUUCUUUUUAUUGGUGAAUUGCUAUUUGCUACACUAUAUUUUAAGGACAAUUAUACAUAGACUAUAUGGGGUUGAUGGCUGCGAACCAAACUCAAUUGUUGUCUAAGAUGGCCAUCGGAGAUGGACAUGGUGAAGCAUCCCCAUAUUUUGAUGGAUGGAAGGCUUAUGAUGAAAACCCCUUUCAUCCCAAAGAGAAUCCUAACGGGGUUAUUCAAAUGGGUCUUGCUGAGAAUCAGCUUACUUCUGAUUUGGUUGAAGAUUGGAUACUGAAUAACCCAGAGGCCUCCAUUUGCACUCCAGAAGGAAUAAAUGAUUUCAGGGCAAUAGCUAACUUUCAGGAUUAUCAUGGUCUACCCGAGUUCAGAAAUGCUGUGGCUAAAUUCAUGGGUAGAACAAGAGGAAACAGAGUCACGUUUGAUCCUGAUCGUAUUGUCAUGAGCGGUGGAGCAACUGGAGCACACGAAGUCACUACCUUUUGUUUGGCAGACCCCGGUGACGCAUUUUUGGUGCCAAUUCCUUAUUAUCCAGGUUUUGACCGGGAUUUGAGGUGGAGAACAGGAAUUAAACUUGUUCCAGUUAUGUGCGAUAGCUCAAACAAUUUCAAGUUGACAAAGCAAGCAUUGGAAGAUGCGUAUGAGAAAGCCAAAGAGGAUAACAUUAGAGUAAAGGGCAUGCUCAUCACCAAUCCUUCAAACCCAUUAGGCACAGUCAUGGACAGAAACACACUAAGAACCGUGGUGAGCUUCAUCAAUGAGAAGCGUAUCCAUCUUGUAUCUGAUGAAAUAUACUCUGCAACAGUUUUUAGCCGUCCCAGUUUCAUAAGCAUUGCUGAGAUACUAGAGGAAGACACAGACAUCGAAUGUGACCGCAACCUCGUUCACAUUGUUUAUAGUCUUUCAAAGGAUAUGGGGUUCCCUGGCUUCAGAGUUGGCAUCAUAUACUCUUACAAUGAUGCUGUGGUCAAUUGUGCACGCAAAAUGUCAAGCUUUGGGUUGGUGUCAACACAGACUCAGCAUCUUUUAGCAUCAAUGCUAAAUGAUGAUGAGUUUGUGGAAAGGUUUCUGGAAGAGAGUGCAAAAAGGUUGGCACAAAGGCAUAGAGUUUUCACUUCGGGGUUGGCCAAAGUUGGCAUAAAGUGCUUGCAAAGCAAUGCUGGUCUCUUUGUGUGGAUGGAUUUAAGGCAACUUCUCAAGAAGCCAACGCUUGACUCUGAAAUGGAGCUUUGGAGAGUGAUCAUUCAUGAGGUUAAGAUCAAUGUUUCACCUGGCUCUUCUUUCCAUUGCACUGAGCCAGGGUGGUUUAGGGUGUGCUAUGCCAACAUGGAUGAUAUGGCUGUGCAAAUUGCAUUGCAAAGAAUUCGAACCUUCGUGCUUCAAAACAAGGAGGUCAUGGUUCCUAACAAGAAACAUUGCUGGCACAGUAACUUGAGGUUGAGCCUCAAAACCAGAAGGUUUGAUGAUAUCAUGAUGUCACCUCACUCCCCUAUACCUCAGUCCCCUUUGGUUAAAGCCACAAUUUGAGUUGCCAUAUUUCUCUGCACCAUCUCAGAAGAAGUAACUGAUAUACGAUGAUUAUUUGGUUCUUUGAUUUGUUAUUUUGGCAAGGUACAUAAGUGCUGGAUUUUGUUCUUUCUAACAACAAUAACAGACAACUCCUGAUAUUGUUUUUGUUACCAACAACAUCAAAGUCUCUUUGCCUUGCGUCAUAGAACUUGUGCUGCUGGAAGCAUGCCCCUUCAAUUUUUAGGGGCAUUUUUUCUUUUUUCACUUGCCAAAUAUUGGGUUCAAGGUGAAAAAAGUUUAUACAGUUGGUAAGGUUAUUGGUUUGUUAGAAGAGUCCAGAAGAAGUCUGUAUUCUUGUACUGUAAUUGUAAGGUCGACUAUGAAUAAAUUGUUAAUAAAGGGUAUUCAUUACCCACCUUCUUUUCUUUACAUAAAAUAA